AUGAGAUUAAAAACCGAUAUAUCAGUUACAUUUACAAUGUAAACACAAAUGGGCACAAUGAUAUUUCGGAAAAUAAACCUGACUAACUCCAUUUUUGAUUAAUAAUCAUACAUGAUUUUUUAUUUUUCGGAAUUUUCUAACAGGGAAAAAGACGCGUACUAAGAAAGAUAACUCGAUAAAGACGGAAUGGAAACCAGACAACCAGAAGAUCACGUGAGCACUUUUCAACCGAUUCACCCAGCAGGAAUCACCAAUGAGAGCCAGACACCGUCUACAGGCGAAGAUGUAUUGCAAAACAUUUCGCCCAUUGAACAUGAUAGCACCUUAGAUAACCCAAUAAGUACUGAAGAGUUCGAAACCUGGAUAGAGAACAUUUCUAGAACUCCACAUGACCUUGAUCAGGAAAACAUUGAUUCUGCUGAAUCGGACAGAAUUGGAGAUAACGUGUCAGCUAAUGAAAAUACUAGUAUAUUGGUAGACAUUCCGGACCUGAAUCUGGGUGAUACUGCCGAAAACCCGUCCAUUCUGGAAACUUCACUGAUCUCAGAAAACCGGAAUCAGAUUGAGUUUGGGAAUGAUGAAUUCUCACCUAUGAAAUGUCCGAUAUUUCGGACAGAGCUAGGGGGAGCCACAGUUACUGAAUGCGGCCUGUGCAUGUGCUCACAUUGUUUCAGUCAAAGAAAAGACGAUCUUGAUGAGCUGUGUAAUGUCUGUGGCAAAUCUAUCAGUUCACACCACAUCGUAGAAAUGGAAAAAGCCAGUGAGAAUAUCCUAAGAUCGCAUUACUUAACUAUUGAACAACUGGAAGAUACGGAACAUGUACUUACACAAGAUGUCAGAAAGCAACAGGAAGAGAUUGAACAAGAACAAAGCCAAAAUCAAAGACUUCAAGCUGCGCUUUUUGACACCGAACAAGACGUAUGUCGUCUCAAUGCCGAAAAUGAACAACUGCAAAUAUUUCAAUACUUGUGUUUUACACAAGCAAGUGAACUUCAAAACUACCGCGAGUACAUCGUCCCGAGCAAAGAUAAAACCAUAGAAGAACUUCAAACUGAAGUGGCAACAUUAAAAGGACAUUUGCAUGAAAAGCAUGUUGAAACGGAGCAGCUGAUGAAUCACAUUGGGACGUUAGAUGAUGAAAUCGCUACUCUUCGGCGGUUAACUGUAUCAAUAAGUGAACUGGAGGUGUCGUCAGAAGGAAAACUUGGUCGAGCCAUCCAGCAGCUUCAACAUUUUUAUGACAGAGACUAUCGUUCAAGACAUGAUAUUACAGACAAGAUGGACGUUCUAUUACAGACUCGGCUGGAAACUGUUUUAAGCGAACUUAGUCAACAGCAGGCAGUUGGAGAUCAACUUGCCUCAGUAAUUAUGACGUACACAAGCAUGGUCCAGGAGAAUGCAAAUUUACAUCGAGGUAUGAGAACGAAACAAGACAAGAUUCAAGAUUUGCAAGUAGAGUUACGUCACACGAAAGCAAGAAAUGUUUCGCCAUAAGAGCUCCGUAUAGAGUCUGACACCAUUUCAAUGGAGGCUUAUGAAAAUCCGGUUUACUAUUUUAAUCAUGUUACUUUGAUUGAAACAUUGUGAGAUGGAAUUACGGCAAAAUACCUUGAAUAAUAGUGUAUCCCGGUGAAAAAUUACUGAACACAUGGAAAGGAAAUGUUGAUAUUUAUUUUCUUUUUCCGACAUUUAAUAAACUUUAUCAUUGCAUAUUUUAUCACUUUCAACUGUGAACGGAAUAUAUAGAGGAUAUUUGUUUGUUUUGCAUGUAAGAUUGAAAUAUAAUUUCACUGAGUGAACACCAGAUGCAAUAUUUUCACGAGUGGCGUAGCCACGAGUGAAAAUAUAAUAGCUGGUGUUCACGAAUGAAAUAUAUUUCAAUCUUAUA
Messenger RNA from Ruditapes philippinarum (Manila clam), 1888 nucleotides. RefSeq lists its product as uncharacterized. NCBI's taxonomy places the organism in Eukaryota, Metazoa, Mollusca, Bivalvia, Venerida, Veneridae. The record is from RefSeq and is a predicted model, not a curated record. The transcript has 10 exons. Bases 187 to 1494 code for a protein of 435 amino acids.